AAUUCCCAAGUAAACACUGUUCCGGUAUGUUUGAUGUAAUUGUGAUCUUCGUUCCAUCGAAGAACAUUCCCAGAGCUCAGUGAAUCGGGUCACUUUUGCUAUCGGAUGAACUACAUUGUAUUGGAUGGAUAAAAGGUUGAGGUGGUCGGCGCUCCAUGCAAGUUCGACUGCUUAUUUGCUCGUCUUCGCCUUAGUUUGCGCCAGGUUUCUCGUGUUGAAUGAUUCGCUGCUUGGAUCAUCUAAACGAUGAAUAUAUAUCUCCGCUUGAACUUGACUCAGUUGCUAGUGAUUACAUUCUUCAUUUUGAGUUGAGUUGGUUGAUCUGUGUUUUCCUUUGUCAUUGAUGCAUUGAAGGGAAGAACAUUCUCGCAAGUUCUGCCGAUGGAGAUGAAGCAAUGGAAGAGAGACAGACUGUGAACUAUCAUCUACUAGGAAGAUUAUUACAAGCAUGCAUGCAAAGUGCAGGAAGGGACUGGACUAAGCUUCAUACCACGGGAUUUUCAUGCCACGCCGACCUUCAUACUGAAAUUUGCCUCUCCAGGAAACCCGUGCGAGUCUCUUAUAAUGGGUUAAAAGUCCACAUUCCAUCAUAUCAAACUCGAUUUAUGCGGAAAACCCAACCAUAUGCAAGGAGAGAGGAUCCUACAGCCAUGAGAGAGGUUACCCCGAUAAAGAUUCUCCACGGAGAAAGCAGUCCGCCACCCUGUGAUCUUACGCACAAUGUUACCGCCAUGAUCUUCUCCUCGGGAGGCUUCUCAGGGAACACGUUCCAUGAGCUUAAUGAGAUCGUGAUCCCUCUGUUCCUGACGAGUCGGCAUUUCAGAUCUCAGGUUCAGUUCAUUGCGACCGAUUACCGGCGUUGGUUGGUCGAAAGUACAAUAAAGUUCUUGCGCAUUUGUCAGAUUAUGUGGUUCUAGAUUUAUCAGCAGAUGAAAGGCUGCAUUGCUAUCCGGGAGCCGUCCUAGGACUCAAGUACCAUGACAACCUCGCCCUGAAUCCUAGGGAAGUCCCUGAAGGGCACUUGGUGCUGGAAUUCAACUGAUUCAUGAGGGAGGCACAUGAAUUGAAGGUGGCAAACGUAAAGGAGAUUAAGAAGCCGAAACUGAUGCUCAUUUCCUGGCGCGGGACCCAGAAGAUCCUAAAUGAGCGCGUCCUGGUGCAGCUGAUGGAACAGGUCGGUUUCCAGGUGGUUGUCGCGGAUGACAAAACAAUUCUCAGCUUGGAACACUUUGUCGAGAUUGUUAAUUCGUGCAGCGUCUUGGUCAGGGUCCAAGGGGCUGGCCUCGCCCACGAGCUGUUCCUGCCUGACGGGUCAGUAUUGGUACGGAUUGUCCUGCUUGGCAUGGAGUGGAACGCGGAAACUUACUUUGGUGGACCAGGAACCACGAUGGGGUUCCGGCACCUAGAAUACAAGAUCAGCCCCAAGGAGAGUUCGAUCUUGCAGAUGUAUAGUACAGAUCAUCUCGUGAUUACCGAACCCGAAUCUGUCCUUGCAAAGGGAUUCGAGGCUGCCAGGGCUGUGGAUUUCGAUAAGCAGGAUGUGAAGAUUGAUCUGUUUAGGUUCAAGAAGACCCUUGUCAAGGCAUUGAAACUUGUAGGACACUGAAUUCCUUCGUCAAUCUGUAACCACAUCAAGAGUGAACAUUUUGUUGGUGUUUCAGAUGUCAUGUGUCGAUUAAACUUCGAGCCAACAUUAUUUUGAUCGCUAAAAUCAACUUUCAUUUUCAUACUGUAUGAUAGAGUUCACAGGGAACACAUUCCAUGAAUUCAAUGGGAUGAUAGUUCCGUUGUUCUUAACAUGCCGGCACUUUUGGUCGCCAGUCUAGUUUGUAGUCACCGACUACA
Messenger RNA from Punica granatum (pomegranate), 1845 nucleotides. The record is from RefSeq and is a predicted model, not a curated record. NCBI's taxonomy places the organism in Eukaryota, Viridiplantae, Streptophyta, Magnoliopsida, Myrtales, Lythraceae.